AGUGGAAAGCGGGAGCAGUUCCCGUCGAUGCCCUCUGCUCGAUCGAUACUUACCUUUGCCGUUGGAGUCGACACAGAUGCAGAGAAGAUGCGGAUCGGAGGGCAGGGUGGUGGGUGUAGUUUGAUCGUCUAGAGAAGCCGCGGUCGGUUGUGAAUGGUAUCCGUCGUCAAGUGGCCUGGAAAAUGGACUAGAAUGGUGUGUCUCAAUCUCUGAUCUCAUGCGCCAGCCCAACCACUCGACUUGCAUUUCAAUGAAGGCUGAGCGAUCUGCAGUAGUGUUCAUUACCGCGAGAAUCAGUGGACGAAGGUGUUGAUCACACGUGAAUUUGCCAGCGGAUGAGCGUCUGGCCGGGCUGCUGAGCGAAGGUGACACGUGCUUGGCCUCAGAUGCCGUGGAUGAGGACUCGUUGGCACUAUGUAGAGGACGGAACAUAGCCAUGUUGUCCUCGCCUGGGGUCGCCGAAGUGCCGGUGGAGGCAACAGCGUUCCUCGGGGCGGUGGCAGCCUUCGUUGUGUUUCUCUUCGUGUUGUUUCUUUACCUGAAUAAGAAACUUUGCUUCUACACUGUGGGCGGCUUUCCUUGCUGCGACGACCCGCUCACCAAGACCGAUAAACUCAAGGAACUCGGCGCGGCUUACAACUAUGGUGAGGGCGAGAGUUCUAGUGACUCGGAGGAGGAAGUGAACAGCCGACUCUCCACCUCGAAAAGCUUCCCCUCGGCCUUGCGAGACAACUACUACCACUCCAACCACGCGCCCAACCACAAUCAUGCCACCCAUCACAACCACGCCCACCACAACCAUGCCAACCACGCGCCCGCCUACCACACCUACGGCCACCACUAUGGGCACCACAACUACCACCAGCUGGGGCCCACCAGGUCCUCCCUGCAGUACUCGGCGGGGGAGGAACCUGGGCAGCAGAGCAAGACGCGGGACUCAGGCCGAGCCGACGCCUGCCCUUGCGACACGACCAGCGACCUCAUCUCUCUCGCGGAGAAGGGCCGAGCGGGCGUGGCUGGGGAGGAGGAGCCAGUAGGCGUGGGCGUGGUUGUGUCCUCUUCGUCAGCCUCGUCCUCCGGCUCGACGACCAGCGGAGACGAUGACCUCCUGACGCACAGGGCGCUGAGACACCGCGACCCCCGCGCCUACCGCCAGAUGUCCCCCAACCGGUCCCCUUACGACGGCACUUACCACCAGGAAUGCCACGAGGACGGCACGGUCGGAGAGGCGCUCCUGGUACGCUGCGGAUCUAUCGAAGCAGGAUUUGCCUACGACCUUCCCACCAAGACACUAACGGUCCACAUCCUACAAGCCAAGGAUGUGCCGAGCAAGGAGCGAGGAGGCGCUGCCAACACUCAGGUGCGGAUACUGCUCUUGCCAGGCCGUAAACAAAAGCACAAGACUCGAAUUCGACCCGGGGAAAACCCGCAAUUCAACGAAGCUUUCGUGUUCACCAAAGUUAACCCAGAGGACGUGCAACAGCUAGGAGUCCGGCUGCGACUUUACGGAUGUGAGCGAAUGCGACGCGAGAAGAUGGUCGGCGAAGUGAUCGUUCCCUUUGCCAACAUCAACCUCACUCUCGGCAACACGUUUUGGCUCACCCUCGAACCCCGGGCUAACCUCGCCCGCUCCGACAGCAGAACGGAGGUAUGCAGCCUGACGAGGAGCGACUCCACCGGUUCCACCCACUCGGUCCACAGCGGCGUCCCUGAGCUCCUGGUGGGUCUGACCUACAACGGCACGACGGGAAGGCUGGCGGUGGAGGUCAUAAAAGGAUCGCAUUUCAGGCACGGUGAUGAUUUCAGGAACAUGGCGAACACCCGAGCUCCAGACACAUACGUGAAGCUGGUACUCAUGUCAUCCAGCGGUCAGGAGAUCGCCCACAGCAAAACAUCGGUGCGGCGGGGGCAGCCUAACCCACUGUUCAAGGAGACAUUCAUGUUUCAGGUGGCGCUGUUCCAGCUACCUGACGUAACGCUCAUGGUGUCUGUGUACACCAAGAGGAGUAUGAAGAGGAAGGACAUGAUUGGCUGGUUCGCUCUGGGCCUCAACAGCUCGGGAGAAGAGGAACUAGCUCACUGGAACCAAAUGCGAGACUCGAAAGGAGAGCAAGUCUGUCGCUGGCACGUUCUUAUCGAAUCCUAAGACGCUCUCUCUCGAUAGAGAUUCCCCUGCCUUUUAGCUUCGACUGUAUGAGGAGGGAGCUUCCUCCUUGAGGGCGUCAUCAUUUGACUUGGAUACGCCUGGAGGUUUUCACUGAAAUAUGCUGAAGAGUUUUUGAGUCUACCUUUCUCUAGGCCGUGCAAAAGGGGCGCUAAAUUGUUUAAUGCACUAUUCACCUCCCUCCCUCUGCGGAGGGAAGGCCUACUUUGGUUUCGGCCGUACCUUGAGUCUUUCCCUUGUUCUUUGUCACAUUUUGGGUCUCAGGUUCUCCCUGACUCUUGGCCUCUUGAGUCUGGGUUCACAUUCGACCAUACAUCCCAUUGCUGGGGUCGCCGACCUUGCAAAUGGAAUGUGUUAACGCAUCAUCUCCAGAGUUAAACAUAGCAUUGCAAUCUGCCUCACAAUGUCAUUAGCUUGUAUUUAUUUGGUUACUGUUUCCAGCCCUUUCUUAAAGAGUAUAUAGUGGUUCAAAAGAACAAUAAAUAGAUAUCAUCUUGAGACAUGUGAUAUUUUGUCUUGAGUGUGAAAUCUUUGUAUAAAAUUAUUCGUAAUAAUGAUUAAAAGAUACCUGGUACAUUCCAAAAACAAUGGCUUUAAUCUGUGAUUUCUCAGAGUAUAUAUAUAAUAUUUAUUGAUCAAAAAUACUGUAGACACUAUGAAGACGGAGCUGGUCUCCCACACUGUAUCGUCCCUGUACUGUACCUUGUCGUUACUCUUUAUAUUCACAAUCCCUCCCUGCUUAGCUAGAAAUACGAACUCUGACGUCACAACGAGCAUAAGAAACCGUGAUUGGCUGCUUCAAGUGGAGGCUCGUGUCCACUCACUCACGAUCGAACGCUUCUGUGCUGAUUUCAGAAACGGCAAAUAUUACUCGCAUUUCACACUAAUACAAAAUAUUGCCAAACUGCAAAUCCUCUUUGAAACCAAUGCCUUUUGGGGGAAAAUGCAUGUAGAGUCCUUAGUACAUCUUUUUCUUUUUCAUCUCCAUGGUCCUUCCUGUGGGUUAGUUUUCUUCACAUUUCUGUUUCGGAGCAGUUCACUUGGCUUGGUUCACACGUGUUAGGUUUAUGUCUUCCUGGUUAAAAGAUGUAGGUCUUUAACUUUGAGAACUAUAUUAUCAUGUUUCAAGAAUUCAUCCAGCAUGUAACUUAGAAACUUUUAUAUGUAAUGUGGAUGUUUUUGUAUAUUUAUUUGUUCAAGAACCAAAAAAAUCAGCAGCAGCAGCAA
This is a messenger RNA of Penaeus indicus, 3391 nucleotides long. It is a transcript of the gene Syt14, whose product is annotated as synaptotagmin-14-like. The transcript has 10 exons. The record is from RefSeq and is a predicted model, not a curated record. Lineage: Eukaryota; Metazoa; Arthropoda; Malacostraca; Decapoda; Penaeidae. The coding region runs from base 437 to 2146 and encodes 569 amino acids. Gene Ontology annotation, molecular function: phospholipid binding.